Messenger RNA from Dendrobium catenatum, 811 nucleotides. RefSeq names its product sn1-specific diacylglycerol lipase beta. The record is from RefSeq and is a predicted model, not a curated record. NCBI's taxonomy places the organism in Eukaryota, Viridiplantae, Streptophyta, Magnoliopsida, Asparagales, Orchidaceae. The annotation marks the transcript as partial. Gene Ontology annotation, biological process: lipid catabolic process. The transcript has a single exon.
CUUAUAAUUAAACGCCACUGUCUACAAUCUCCAGGUAACCAUGUCCAGCUUCUUCCAGUAGUCUCCUCCAUCUCCCGCCGCCACCACCGCCGCCUUUUCCGGCGGUAUGUCGGUGGCAUGCGGCCUAGAGUGCGUGUUCUGCCUCGGCUGCACCCGCUGGGCAUGGAAACGCCUCACCUAUGUCGGCUCAUACGACUCCGAAUCAUGGCCUCCUGCCUCCGACGAAGAAAUCGAACCCAUCCCUCGCCUAUGCCGCGCCAUACUCGCCGUCUACGAGGACGAUCUAUCCCACCCCCGGUUUCCUCCUCCGUCCGGCUACGGCAUGAAUCCUCAAUGGCUCCUCAAACGAGUGCCCUACGAAGAAACCGAGGGCCGAUGCCCUCCCUACCUAAUCUACGCCGAUCAUGACCAUCGCGAGAUCAUUCUAGCCGUUCGCGGCCUCAAUCUCUCCCGUGAGAGCGAUUACAAGGUUUUGCUGGAUAAUCGGCUGGGAAGGCAGAUGUUCGAUGGCGGUUAUGUGCAUCAUGGGUUGCUUAAGGCGGCUACAUUUAUUCUUAAUCGGGAGACGGAGAUGCUGCGGCGGGUGAUUGGGGAGGUGGGGGAGGAAUAUAAGUUGGUUUUUGCCGGGCAUUCAUUGGGGUCUGGAGUGGCGGCGCUGAUGACGGUGAUUGUGGUGAAUCAUCGGGAUCAGUUUGGGGGGAUUGAAAGGAGACGGAUCCGGUGUUAUGCAAUUGCGCCAGCUAGGUGUAUGUCGUUGAAUCUUGCCGUGAAGUAUGCUGAUGUGAUUAAUUCCGUCGUUCUACAGGUGAUU